Messenger RNA from Ostrea edulis (European flat oyster), 1548 nucleotides. RefSeq lists its product as uncharacterized. The transcript is spliced from 2 exons. The coding region runs from base 1 to 1533 and encodes 510 amino acids. The record is from RefSeq and is a predicted model, not a curated record. Lineage: Eukaryota; Metazoa; Mollusca; Bivalvia; Ostreida; Ostreidae.
AUGCCUGGUAAGAAAUCUUACAACUGUUGUAAUUGUCCACGCGUGGUACGACAGAAAGACAGAUACAGCAUUGCAAGAAAAUACAGAGUCGUUAUCUCCAAACUAUCUGGGAGAACACCAGGUGACGAUGACUUCCUAUGCAACAGAUGUAGGUGCAUGUGUGCACGUCACAUAAAACGCAAAGGUCAUAGCAUGGCGAGCACGACAGAUUGUCAAGGUGAAUCCGCACCAUCAACAUCAUCUACAACUUUAACACCUCAGUUCAGUCCACCAUCAGUAACUCUUCCUUUUCCUUGCACAUCAAGAGGACAUGCUGCAUGUUGCAUCUGCAAAAGGCCAGGACCAAAGCUAGUUGUGGUUCCAGUGGGAUUUCGUCAUCGAAUCUUUAUCACCAAAGAAGUCAUAAUUCCUGCUGGAGCUCGUUGCUGCCCAAAACACCUGCAGAGAGACAUUGAAAGUUUGAACCCAACAGCGAGAACAACAAAGUUCAAUAAAACUUCAAUAACUGAGCUGAUCAAGUUCUUAAGAACUGAGAUUAUACGAAGUGAGAAAGCAAGGCUAGAUUUUGACAGUGAAAAUCUUACAGACACUGAAUAUGUAGAUCUCCUGGGGAUAUCAAAAGCUUCUUUCAAUGACAUGAUGCUGUUUAUCGAGGGGAAAAUCAAAAUAACUCCUGCUAGAACUACCAGAACCAGCCUUGCAAUCUUUUUGCUAAAAUUGAGAGGAGGGGAGUCAAACAAGAUUUUGUCCACAUUGUUUAAUAUUUCCAAAUCCAGUAUACAAAGAAGUGUGCGAGCUGUCCGCAAUAUAUUGAUGACUGGAGGUUUUGUCACAGAAAACCUUGGAUUUGGUCACAUAACGCGAGAGGAGAUAAUCAAUAAGCAUACGCGACCCCUUGCCCAGACACUUUUUGGUGAUGACACAACUCAGCAAGCCAUACUUAUAUUGGAUGGGACGUACAUCUACAUCAACAAAAGUGGUAAUUUUAGAUUUCAACGUCAAUCCUACAGUCUCCACAAAGGCAGGCCACUUGUGAAACCUAUGGUCAUUGUGUCAUCGACAGGCUACUUUGUUUCUGUAUUAGGCCCUUAUAUUGCAAAAAACAAUGAUGCCUCCAUACUCAACCACAUUUUGAAAAGAAAUAUCGAUGACAUACAGGGAUGGGUUUGCGAGGAUGAUGUAUUUGUGGUGGACCGUGGUUUCAGAGACUCCUUGGAUUACUUGGAGGAACUAGGUAUCAAGGCACAGAUGCCAUCCUUUAUGGCUCAUGGAGACAGGCAGAUGUCAACUGAAAGUGCAAAUAUUAGUCGAUUAGUGACAAAGAUAAGAUGGGUGGUUGAGUCAGCGAAUGGUAGGAUAAAGCAAUGGCGUUACCUUGGGAAAAUCCUGCCAACGAGCCAGGUUCCGUACAUUGGAGAUUUUGUUAGGAUUGUUUGUGCCAUCAGUAACAGGUAUAUUAUAAUCAAUUCCAAUAACUUGCAAAUAAACAUGCAUCUCACAAUGAAAUCCUGUAAAGAGAUGAAAUUAAAAUGAAAUCAUAAUACCAUU